Molecule: messenger RNA, 1938 nt
Organism: Tetrahymena thermophila SB210
Lineage: Eukaryota; Ciliophora; Oligohymenophorea; Hymenostomatida; Tetrahymenidae
Exons: 1
Source: RefSeq, a predicted model, not a curated record
AUGAGUGUUGAAGGUGAUUUGAUUUAAAAUGAAAUAGAUGAGGAUUUAAUUUAUCUAGAGAUGUAUGAAGCUAUCUUAGAGGAAUUGCAUGUAGACGAAGAUUCAGGAGAAGAAACACCUGAAUUAGAUUCAUUAGGGUUUACAAAAGAGCAAAUUUCUUAAAUUAGGAAAGGAGGGAUAUAAGUAUUCAAAGAAAUACUAUAAAAGCGUGUUAGAGAAAGCACUGAAUAAGAAUAAAAUGAAAACGAAUAUAAUUAAUAAAUCACAAGUAUUGACUAAUAAGAUAAUCAUAAUUAAUAAGAAAAUGGAAAAAUUAUAAAGCAACAAACUGAAAAUAGUUUAGAAUAAUAAAUUGAAAUUCAAAAAUCUCCAAAUAGUUAGUUAGAUGGCACUAAAACUAAUUAAAUUAUUGAUGCUUAAGAUAAUGCUGAAAAUCAAAAGGAAGACAUCCUAUAAAGAAGUAAAAAUUAAAAAGAAAUAGAGCUAUAAAAGACACUGGAAGAAGCUUAAUAAUAGCAAGAGGAAAUUCUUAAACAAACAUUAUAAAGAGAUGAAUAAAUAGCUUAGGAAAGUGCAGUUUAAAAAGAUAUAAAUUUAAAAGAAGAGUUAACCAAUUAAGCAUAAGGCUUUAUUUAGCAGUAGGAUUAGAAUUCUCAUUAUAGUGAGACUGUUGACUAAAGCCAAUAAAAUUAAUAAGAGUAAUUUUUAGAUAUUAAAAUUAAUAAUGAGGAUACUCAAAGGAAUAAUGAGAAUUAAAUAAAUUAACCUGAAAAAAAAGUGAAUAAUCCUAAAGAUAUUUAGAAUAACUAAAUAAAUCAUGAUUAAUACCAGCAAGAAGAAAAUUAUGAUUCGUGUUAAUUUUAAAAUGAAAAACAAGCUUUUAACGAUUAAAAUUACUAGAGUCUAAAAAUUGAUUAUGAAACAAUAUCUCCUAUUUGCAAAAGAGAUUAAUAUAGAGAAUAACAAUUUGUUCAAUCUUAUAAUUAACAGUCUCUUUCUGCUAAAAACUCAUCAGGAGGAAAUGAACAAUUUUCAAAUUCAUCAAAUAAAUUCAAUUCUGCUUAAAACAGUAACGAAAAAAAUAAAUCUAGUAAAGCUAAUAAGAUAAUUAAUGAUAUUUUUAGUUUGAGUGGAAUUAAGGUUGGUUAAUACAAAAGUAUCACACCCAUGGGUUACAGCUCUGUAAAUUUAAGUACUUCAAACGUGAACAAUCGUAAAGAUUAUAACUAAAGUGCUUUAACAUAAUAUCAAUAUGCUAGCACUUCUUCAACAAAAAAUACUGAUAAAGAAGAUUAUGUUACUAGACUUUAUAGAAAACAAGAAGAAAUUGAAGAGAAGAUAAGACAGAUGUAAGAAGAUAAAUUAAAAAAAGAAUAAGAGAAAUAUAAAAUUGAAAUAGCUAAAGGCUCUUAAAAGAUAUUACAAAAGACUUUUUAUAGGAAGCCAUCUGAUAUAUCAACUACUUUAUACAAAGAUUAAAUUGAAAAGAGAUAAUAGCUUCUUGAAGAAAAGAAGAAAGAAAAGAUAGAGUCUGAGAUUAAAAACUGUACUUUCUACCCAUAAACUCUAUAAAAAAGUAAUAUAAAUAAGAUAGAUGGCAAAUCUGUAAAUUAGUUUUAUGAUGAAUAAUAAAAAUGGAAACAAAAUAAAACAUAAACAAUAGUUCAAGGUUAACUUGAAUAAAUAAAGAAAGAGCUUGAAGGGGCCACUUUUCAUCCAAAAAUUAACAAACAAAGCCAGAGCAUAAUCAGAGAUAUUAAAGUUGAAGAAAAACUUAUUUAAGAUAAAGAAAAGUUUUUAGAAAAACAAAAAAAGUUAUCAGAAUCUAGCUAGCCAUUGUUUAAGCCAGUAAUAUUGCCAAAAUCUCAAGAAUUAGCUAAAAAAAGAAAAGAAAAAGAAUUUGUUCCUACUUUUGAAGUUUCAUCCAAAUAUAAUUGA